CGGCGAGACAGAGUACAGCAUCGGGAUGAUUUGCUGCCAUCGCCCAUUUCAUCCGGACCCGAAUCAUCGGAUGGGAAUGACGAGGCACAGAACGAAAACGAGGAGGUCAUUCAUAACCUACAUUGUUUGCUUUCAGCGUUUAAUUCUGGUUCGUAGCGCACAUCCCCCUCCCCCUCUCUCCAUUCCUACUCCAUUCAGGGGAUGGGGAGGGGAAGCGAAAGGAAGGGAAAUAGUUCUGAUGAUGUUUAUGAAACAGUGACAAUUUGUACUACUGGGGCUUGCUGCGUAUCGGUGCUCUCGGAUGUCGACAGAAGCGAUCCAAUUCCUACGCUUGUCUUAUUAGAUAUUCCGUGGCAACCUCAACCGGAGGAGGACAUCGUCGGUCAUGAAGGGAGGCAUGAUUCCGGGAUUGCUGCUGACAUGCUUUACGGGCUCCCCCUCCUGAAGUUUAUCUGCAAUGAGGUUGACGCCUUGCGUAUGUCGAGUUUGGUUGUUCCGGUUGCCUUCUUGACCAAUCGAGAGUUUGCCGCCAAUGGGGCUUCGCCAAACCAAACCUACUGGUCAACCAUUGAUAGGGAACGAUGCUGCGAAGAGCGGGAGCUAAAGUGUAUUGAUAACGGUGCCGUUGACGUACUGACCAGCCCGAUUCCGAAGGAGAAGGCUAAGGUAAUGUAUCUGCAUUGUUAUCGUGCUAGGAAGAAUGUGCAAAAGUCACGGAGGAUUUCGUGGGUUGGACUUGAUGAGCAAAAACCCGUGCGGGAAGCGAGCGACUAUGCUUACUUGAGGGAAAAGAUGUUUGUUGAAUGCCUUUUCCGUGGUAUUUGCGAAACUGGGCGGCUAAUGGUCUUAGGGUUUCGGAAUUGAUGACGGACAUCUGCAAGCCCAAGAGGACAAAGUUGUUUUCGCGUGGGAGGUAUGUUUUUUUUGUUGCGGUCUGUCUGUGCGGGGCCCAUUAGCUGAUCGUGUCAGCAGCCAUAUGCGUAUUUCUUCUGGCAGCAUGGAAAAGAUCAAGCGUGCCAUUGGCAGCUGGAACUUUUCUGCUCACGAUUUUAGUGAUGAAGAACUUGUGCAUUGCGCCAAGUUAAUACUGGAGCAUGCUUUAGAAAUGCCGGGGGUCGAGGCUUAUCGGAUCUCGUCAGGUAUGAUCAGAAACUCCGUAUGUUCCCACGGGAUUGGGGUUUAAUUGGUGGAAUAGAUCUCAUUGUGGACUUCUUGACCGCGAGCCGGGCUGCAUAUAAUCCAAAGAUACCUUACCACAAUUUUAGGCACGUCGUGGAUGUUCUACAGGCUGUCUUCUAUUUCCUGUUACAAUUGAGGGUGUUGCCACCAUACGUUUCGGACGAGUCUAUAGAGCUGAAGCCACCGCCAGCGAAGAGUCUGAGCAACCUGCUCACCCCUUUAGAUGCGCUCACUCUUCUGGUGGUUGCUAUUGGCCACGAUGUCGGUCACCCUGGGGUGAACAAUGCCUUCCUGGUCACACUGAAAGCACCGCUUGCCCAAGUGUAUAAUGACCGUUCUGUUUUGGAAUCCUUCCAUUGCGCUGCCUUUUCCCAGGUGUUGCGGAGGUAUUGGCCAAAGACUGUAGAGCUUAGGAGAUCGAUGAUAGAUAUGAUAUUAGCCACGGAUAUGGGGCUGCACUUCGACUAUAUGGGGCGGCUGGACGAGAUGAAGGCGGAGGUUCUGAAGGAUGGUGGGAUGGACUCGUUGAAAGACAAGGCGGUUUCGGAUUAUAGGACCCUCGUCUGCGCCCUACUGAUCAAGUGUGCUGACAUCAGUAAUGUGGUCCGUUGCCCGGAAUUCCCUUUUUAGCGAGAUACGUGGGACACUAACUAUUUGCAGGCACGAACACAUGAGUGCUCUUCUCAAUGGGCUAAAAUUCUGAUUGAGGAGUUUGCCCGCCAGGCCACCAUGGAGAGCGAUCUUGGGAUACCAUCGUCACUGGUCGCUCCGCCUGUUACCGGGUCUGUUCUUGCCCUUGCAAAAUCGCAGGUGGGAUUUAUGACUUUGUUUGCUCUGCCCUUAUUUGUUUCCUUGAGCGAAGUUAUGCCAGAAAUGCAAUUCAGUGUGGAUGUCUUGACAGAAAACAAGGCGAUGUGGCAAGCAGAGAUCGAAAGAAUCACCACAACAUCGGAUGGAGCCGUGGAUAAGAUGCUCGGCAGCAGCAAUGGAUCGACGUCGGGAUCGAUACCGGCAAACGUUGGCAAUAGGCAGGGUGUUGAAGAUUUGGGGGACGGUCGGUUGGGUGCUAGCCACGGAACGCAUGUUCUAGGGCCAGUGGUGAUGGAGUCGUCUACCACUUUCCAAUCAUCAGGUAAUUCUGGUGAAGGUGGAAGUGAGGUGCGCUUGAAUGGUAAUUCCCACCAAUCUAGCCUUGGCUCGUCACGAAUUGAUUCACCACCAAGGUCAGUUCUGGCUCUUGAACCAGGCGUUCAAGCGUCGGCUGAACAACCUACGGUCACGGUUGUGGUGACGCAACCGAAGGCGCUCUCGCCCAACCCGCAUGCGCUCCUCGACGAGAAGAGGCCUACACACCAGCAUUCAUCCGAACAUCUUGGCGCCCAGGAACCACCUGAACAGGACAUCCCCGAUCGCCCCAGGUCGAGCCCGCCGGAUUUGGGCGAUCACUCGAGUGAGCACUCAUGCCCGAAAGGGUGCUGCGAACCGGCAACCGUGGUGUCGACAAACACUAUACAGCGCCGUCCGUCCAGCUUUUUCAAGAGAGUCAAGUUAUGGAAGAGUUGGCGGAAGGAAACAGGUGAAGCA
Molecule: messenger RNA, 2763 nt
Organism: Tuber aestivum (summer truffle)
Lineage: Eukaryota; Fungi; Ascomycota; Pezizomycetes; Pezizales; Tuberaceae
Source: the annotation of a GenBank genome assembly